AUGCCAGGGGUGGAGACGUCAGAGGAUCAACUGCCUGGCCAUGGCCACAACGAGAAUGAAGCCCAAUUUCCUCUGUUGGCUUCAGACGAGGAGCAAGACCUAGCAUUCCAACCGGAGUCCGUUCCGCCGCCGAUCCCCUCACGCAACGCGACAGGUAAACGCCACUCCUCGAUAUCCCAGCCCGCACCCGAUGGACAGCGUCGCACGCCCCGUACCAUGAACCGAGUACGAUUUGAUUUGGAGGAGGAGUCUGAGCACUCCGAGCGCCGUUCCAUUGACCGUGCUUUGAGCCCAGACGAUGAAUUAUGGAUCGACGAUGAAGACUAUGAACUUGGCACGAGGGGAUCGGGAACUCAGCACAAUGGACAGUCAAUCCCCUUGCUCACCAAUAUCGAGGCCCCCAGUGUGACUCUCGCGACAUCGGACGAGUUCUUCCCCGAAGAGCACCUGGAGGAUGCGCGACCCAGGAGUGGUAUGAAGAUGGCAUUUAUGAACAUGGCCAAUAGCAUCAUUGGUGCUGGAAUCAUCGGUCAGCCUUACGCGCUUCGUCAGGCCGGCCUGACUAUGGGUAUUCUGCUGUUGACUGCUUUGACAUUCACGGUGGACUGGACCAUUCGGCUGAUUGUGAUCAACUCCAAAUUGAGUGGCGCGGACUCUUUCCAGGCGACUAUGCAGUACUGUUUUGGGAAAAGCGGUCUGAUUGCAAUUUCGAUAGCGCAAUGGGCAUUUGCAUUUGGUGGAAUGGUGGCAUUCUGCAUCAUCGUGGGCGACACAAUACCGCAUGUGCUAGGUGCUUUGUUCCCAUCUCUUCGGAACAUGUCCUUCUUGUGGCUACUGACAGACCGUCGGGCUGUGAUUGUGAUUUUCGUCUUGGGUGUUUCGUAUCCACUUUCUUUGUACAGAGACAUUGCAAAGUUAGCAAAAGCGUCUGCAUUAGCAUUGGUCAGCAUGAUUGUUAUUGUGGUCACUGUCAUUACCCAGGGCUUCAGGGUUCCCCCUGACGCACGCGGAGAGAUCAAAAGCCACCUUGUGUUUAAUACCGGCUUUUUCCAAGCUGUAGGUGUUAUUUCUUUUGCGUUUGUCUGCCAUCAUAACAGCCUUCUCAUAUAUGGCUCCUUGAAAAGACCCACUCUUGACCGGUUUACCAGAGUCACCCAUUACUCAACAGGGGUGUCUUUGAUCAUGUGUCUUGCUAUGGGUAUUGCUGGAUUUUUAUCCUUCGGGUCUAAGACCCAAGGUAACGUUUUGAAUAACUUUCCAUCCGACAAUAUUGUCGUUAACAUAGCACGAUUUUGCUUCGGCCUCAACAUGCUCACCACCCUACCGCUGGAGGCUUUCGUCUGCCGUUCCGUCAUGACCACUUACUAUUUCCCCGAUGAGCCACAUAACCCAGCUCGACACAUUCUCUUUACGACAGCCCUAGUGGCUACUUCACUGGUGUUGUCUUUGCUGACUUGCGAUCUGGGAAGUGUGUUUGAGCUCAUUGGAGCUACCAGCGCUGCUUCUCUGGCAUAUAUCUUCCCUCCUCUCUGUUGGAUCAAACUCAGCGGCGCGUCACGACGGGAGAAGAUCCCUGCUUAUCUAUGUGUUUGCUUUGGUCUGGUGGUCAUGGGUGUCAGUGUGGUUCAAGCAGUGGCCAAGAUCAUUCAAAACGAUGGUGAAGCACAUUCCUGCAGUGCACCUUAG
This is a messenger RNA of Penicillium brevicompactum, 1686 nucleotides long. Its product is annotated as putative amino acid transporter. The transcript has 6 exons. Gene Ontology annotation, molecular function: amino acid transmembrane transporter activity. NCBI's taxonomy places the organism in Eukaryota, Fungi, Ascomycota, Eurotiomycetes, Eurotiales, Aspergillaceae. Gene Ontology annotation, biological process: amino acid transmembrane transport. Gene Ontology annotation, cellular component: endoplasmic reticulum. The record is from RefSeq and is a predicted model, not a curated record. Bases 1 to 1686 code for a protein of 561 amino acids.